Molecule: messenger RNA, 8410 nt
Organism: Salvelinus fontinalis (brook trout)
Lineage: Eukaryota; Metazoa; Chordata; Actinopteri; Salmoniformes; Salmonidae
Gene: mbd1a
Product: methyl-CpG binding domain protein 1a
Exons: 21
Coding region: 566-4927 (1453 amino acids)
Molecular function (GO): DNA binding; zinc ion binding
Source: RefSeq, a predicted model, not a curated record
UAGGCGAAUUAGUCUUAUCAGGGCAUUAGUCUUAUUUAGCCUAAAAUGUUCGUGAUCCUCUGCCAUCAUUCUUCACUAAGGUCACAACAUUUAUAAUAUUCAGAGACAUUAAGUCCUGUGAUGCACUAGUCAUAGUGCACAUAACUCGGUCACCCAUUCAAAGUUGGACUCGAUACAAUUUGGCCGAUACUUAAAAAAAACAACGUUUUAAUUAUCUCGCCGAUCGCCGUCCCUUCCCGCUCGUUCUGCACAUGCCCAGUUCAACACGUUAGUCCCCUGAAGAAGAAAAAAAAGGAACGAGAACAGGAAGACGAUCGAACGUGAUUUCGGCCGCGAUGGAAGAAGCUUUGCUGUAGUAUUCCAAACAUCAGCUGACCCGACCCAGACACCUUACCACCACAAAAGCCAAGAUGGAGAGACGAGAGACUUUGUGUGUAGACCUUCAUAUGUCGUAAGGCUACAGGCGAAAACAGAGGAGGACCUGUGUUUGCUGUGAGUCAGUAACGUUACUGAACAUGGAUGAUAAACAGUGAGUAGGCCUAACCUAGAUUACAUUCGACCCGACAUGGACAGGAAGCGGCCUAAACUGCUCAUCCUAAGGAGAGACACAGUAGAGGGUAGGAUGGUGGCACGACACAUUGCUCUGGAGGAGGACACGUCCCUGAGCCACGCAGCCAAUCAGGCUCCAGACCUCGGAGAGGGAGCCAAUCAGGCAGACGGGGCUGAAGAAGAGACCCGUGGUGAAGAGACCCGUGGUGAAGAGACCCGUGGUGACGAGACCCGUGGUGACGAGACCCGUGGUGAAGAGACCCGUGGUGAAGAGACCCGUGGUGAAGAGACCCGUGGUGAAGAGACCCGUGGUGACGAGACCCGUGGUGAAGAGACCCGUGGUGAAGAGACCCGUGGUGAAGAGACCCGUGGUGAAGAGACCCGUGGUGAAGAGACCCGUGGUGACGAGACGCUGAUCCAGCUGGAGAGCGACAUGCUCCCUCUAGGAGCAGAGGUCCAGAUGCACGCGGUUUCCAGUGACCGACUCGGGAGUCUGGUUCUGGCCCAGGGGACAAGGGAGGGAGAGGGGUGUCUGGCCCAGGGGACAGGGGAGGGAGAGGGGUGUCUGGCCCAGGGGGCAGGGGAGGGAGAGGGGUGUCUGGCCCAGGGGGCAGGGGAGGGAGAGGGGGUUCUGGCCCAGGGGGCAGGGGAGGGAGAGGGGGUUCUGGCCCAGGGGACAGGGGAGGGAGAGGGGGUUCUGGCCCAGGGGACAGGGGAGGGAGAGGGGGUUCUGGCCCAGGGGGCAGGGGAGGGAGAGGGGUGUCUGGCCCAGGGGGCAGGGGAGGGAGAGGGGUGUCUGGCCCAGGGGGCAGGGGAGGGAGAGGGGUGUCUGGCCCAGGGGGCAGGGGAGGGAGAGGGGGUUCUGGCCCAGGGGGCAGGGGAGGGAGAGGGGGUUCUGGCCCAGGGGACAGGGGAGGGAGAGGGGUGUCUGGAUCGGACGCCUGGAGCCUGGUCUGAGCCCUUGGGGGAAGAUGACGAUGAGGAAGAGAUGGAGGAGCGAGAUAAUGAACGGAGACCGGCUCCUAAGCGACGGUGGAGGUGGAAGGUUCCGGUACAGGCUGACGACGACUGGGAAGAUUGUUCCGCUUUAGGACCGGGCUGGAAACGCAAAGUGGUGUUCCGUCGCUCGACCACCCUGCCCGCUAAGAGGAAGUGGGAUACGUACUACUGCAGUCCUUGUGGGGACCGCAUGAGGAGCAAGGUUGAACUGGCCAAAUACCUCCGUGGUGGCGUGGACCUCUCUCGUUUUGACUUCCAGUCAGGACUCUUCUUGGAUGAGAAGAGCAGGUUGAAGCAUUUGAACCACAUGGAGGAAGUUCACUCCUCUAGUACGAGCACCUCCAGGGCUGGAACCCCUAUGACCGACACCCCCAGGACAGGCUCUCCAGACCUGGACCGGAACCACACCCCUGAUGGCCUCCCUGGAACUCCCCAGCGCACCCCACAGAGUCAGGCCAGCUUCCCGCACAUCACACAGUCCCCCACGGUUGUUAUCCACAACAGCCUCCCCGCCACCCCUAAGCUAUCCGUGGCCAGUUUCUCCCCCUCCCUCCGUCUGGAGAAGAUCUCCCCACAGAGACUCAGUUCUGUGGCCUCUUCAAGCCGAGACGUGGUCAUCCCUCGUCUGUCUCAGUCUCUCCUGCCUCUCAGCCCGACCAAAAACCAGCUCCUCCAGUCAGGACUACAACCGCUCAGACCAAACAAGAAUCAGCUCUCUCAAUUAGGACUACUUCCGCUCAGCCCGACCAAAAACCAACUCCUUCAGUCAGGACUACAACCGCCUUGCCCAAACAAGAAUCAGCUCUCACAAUUAGGACUACAAACCCCAGAGAGGCACAGGAAGGUAGUAGUGAUCCGUAAACCGGAUGUGGAUCUGGAUCCAAUCACCUCCCCUCCCCCUCGGCACCUUUCCCUGGUGACCCAGUGGACCCAGCAGUGGAGUGGAUCAAAUAUUGUGCUGAAUGGACACAGAGAAAUAGACGCAGAGAAACCAACUUGUACAGGUAGACAUGGACAGGUAGAGUCAGUGGAAGUAACGUCCCUUAGGCCAAGCUCCUACGGUGAGAGGAUUCAACAGAUGAAAACAGCCAAUGACAAAGAUGCUGAGAAGAAACAGUCCCCAAGUAUUGUGUUCAGAAAGGUGGGAGGGGAUAAAUGGGUUCUAGGGGGGAAACGACUGGAGUUCAAAGAAGAGGAAUUCGGCAACAGCGGCGCGACUCCACUUUACGCUAAGAAGAAGCGUAAGCGGUUUGGACACAAAUCCACCAAGGUCACCAGGAGACCUAGUAUAUCGAGAAAAGCCAAGAUGAAAGAAUCUGUGAAAGAACUGGAAGAGGAGGAAGAGGAGGAGGAGGAAGAGGAGGAGGAAGAAGAAGAAGAAAAGCCACAGAAGAAGAUGAGAACUCCUCAACAGAAGGUAAAAGAGGACGAAAAACAAGAGUUGAAAUCACAGAGAAAGAAGGUACAGAUGAAAGAGAAGGAGGAGGAAGUUGAGUGGAAGCCAGAGAAAAUUGUGUAUAACCACAGCGAAGGAAGUGACUCUGAAGAGGCACCUGAACCGACUAAUAUCUCGCGUAUAACGGGUAAAUUGAAGAAGCGUACUCAGGGCUGUGGUCACUGUGCUCCCUGCCAGCGUACAGAUUGUGGUAAAUGUGUCUACUGCCUGGACAAGCCCAAGAACGGCGGAGCCAACAAAAAGAAACAGAAGUGCAAGUACCGCCGCUGUCUUAAUAUGCCCACCAAAAGGGACUUAAUGGGAAGCUACUUUAAGAAACACCUGACAGAAGACCCAGGUGGCCAGAGUGUUCGCAUUGGACGAGGAAGUGCUCUUCCAGGAAGUGUUCCUAUUUCACCAGGAAGUGUUCCUAUUUCACCAGGAACUGUAGUAGGACGUGGACCAGGAUAUUUACUAUUAGGAAGGACACUUUCAAAAUGGCGUAUGAUAAAACCAGGAAGUGGAUCAACAGUUGGCACAGAGAGGGGACGCGGUCGGCCCCCUAAACACUUCACCAAACGGAGGAGACGAGUAUGGAGCCAGGGCCCCCCGAGUGAUACGACAGAGACGGACGAGAGUGACGAGGAAGAGGAACCAGGUUACACCGUUUCCACCCAGUCGUUGGAGCACAGCCCUGGGGGAGAGGAUGGAGAGAGAUGGGCGGAACUACAGGAGUACGACGACGAUGUGCCUGAACAAAUAUACCAGAUGUCUCCAUCCUCCAUCGUGCCUGUAAACCCCGGUAGUGGUUUAUCUGAGUCAGAGGAACCCUACCCCAGCAGCUGUGUGCAGCCCUACCCCUAUCCCCAGCCCUACCCCUAUCCCCAGCCCUACCGCUAUCCCCAGCCCUACCCCCAGAGCUGUUACCAGGGCGACCAUGGCAACCUCCAGUUCAUCAGGAUGAACGGCAACCAAAUUACCAUCACCCCUGGCCCCAGCCUCGCUUCUCAGGCCUCGGCAGUCCUGGAACCUGCGGUUGAACCCCCGUCCGUUAACUACACGACAUCCGAACCAACGGCUGUGCAGCAACGAGGUCCGCCUCUACACCAGCCCCUGACCGAGCCCUCCUCACCGUACAGUAUGAGCAGGACGGAGACGGCCGCGCUAGACUACACCGAGGAGGAGCAACUAGUAGAGCUGUACGCCGAGAUACCUCGGACCGUCAUCCACCUCGGACCACCUGACCCGCCAGAGGUCUCAGGGUCAAAGGGCAUGCCUAGGUUGACCGCCGAGGUCAUCCACGAUGUCACUCCCGAUGACGUCACUCCAGAUAUCACAGAGAUCUUCAGUCUGGCCGACGGCAGCGAGUCCUGUCGUGACGGGAGCGAGGCAGCUCUGUUUGGGUUCCUGAGGGCCCUGCGCCGCACGGUGCUACCAGCCCACUGGGUUGGGGUCAUGGCCAGGGGACCUCUAUUACAACUCCUCCAGUGCUCUAAACUCUCUACCAUGGCUGACACGGUUCUCCAGAUCCAACCGGGCUUCUGCUUCCAGGUGACGGUACAGGGCCAGCCCCUGCUGCUGACCCACCCUCUGUAUGAGGUCCACCCUCCCCGCCUCGGAACCAUCACCCAGCUGGUCACUCUGCUGCUGGACCUGGAGACCCUGAUGGUCUGCCCCGGCUUCCCUGUCAGGCAGCCCGCCCUGGAGGACAGGGCCAUGGAGGUGAUGGAGCCGGUCCUUUGUGUGAGGGCGGCCAUCUGUGAACUGCUGGUCCCCCUGGAGGAGGAGAGGUGUGAGAGGUGUAGAGACAACAUCGUGGAUGAGGAAGACCUGGAACUUGUGGAGGAGGGGGGACUGGAAUUUGUGGAGGAGGGGGGACUGGAAUUUGUGGAGGAGGGGGGACUGGAAUUUGAGCUGGAGUUGGGGGAGGAUGGGUGGGUGUAACAGGGUUGGAGGGUGUGACUAGAGAGUGGGUUUUGAACCCCCGGCACAAUACUGUGUUAACCUGCUGAGCUAAAUCCUAAACUUAUGUUAGUCCACCAAGCCAAAACUCUAGGCAGGUUUACUUGUUAUGCAAGUGUGGUUCACGGAAUCACCUAAAUACAGGAACCCGAGUCCAGGUUGCUCAUCAAGCCAGCAUGGUUCAUCGUACAGGACUUUGUUUUUGGAGAACCAGGACUUGGAUGGGUACACCUCCAAACCAACGCAGAAGUGCCUGCGUAUGAUUGACAUUCAAUUUGGUGCUUUUAGAAAUAGAAUGACUAGAAAAUCAUUCUAUUCAUUGUAUUUCUAUGACUAGAAUUUUUACUUUUAGUUAUGGACAUGACUGAAAAUGUCUUCCAACACAUCACGGGUCGUUUACCGUUAGAUCAGGCAGACCACUGUUGUUUUUUUACUUCUGUAUUUGACACUUAAUGUUGUUGGCAUUUAAAACAAAUGAAAGUUCUCAACACGCGGCAACUGGGAUAUCAACAUGACUACUUGUCUUUGGUUUCUGGACCAGCCAUUUUAAUUUUAUUUUUAAACAUUGUUUUUUUGAGUUUUGUUCAUCAGUCAUCACUGUAUUUCAUAGACUACAUAACACACACACAGACUAGUAGAAGAUUGGCUGCUUAACAUUCGUUUAAGAUCUAGUAACGUUAUACGUACAGUACCAGUCAACAGUUUUGAACACACCUACUCAUUCAAGGGUUUUUAUGUGUAAAAUUUUCUACAUUGUAGAAUAAUAGUGAAGACAUCAAAACUAUGAAAUAACACAUAUGGAAUCAUGUUGUAUCAGCUUUGCACACUCUUGGCGUUUUCUCAACCAGCUUCACCUGGAAUGUUUUUCCAACAUUCUUGAAAUAGUUCCCACAUAUGCUGAGCACUUGUUGGCUGUUUUUCCUUCACUCUGCGGUCCAACUCAUCCCAAACCAUUUACAUUGGGUUGAGGUCGGGUGAUUGUGGAGGCCAGAUCAUCUGAUGCAGCACUCCAUCACCCAUCAAAUAGCCCUUACACAGCCUGGAGGUGUGUUGGGUCAUUGUCCUGUUGAAAAACCAAAAGUGUCCCACUAAGCACAAACCAGAUGGGAUGGCGUAUCGCUGCAGAAUGCUGUCGUGUAGCCAUGCUGGUUAAGUGUGCCUUGAAUUCUAAAUAAAUCACUGACAGUGUUACCAGCAAAGCACCCCCACACCAUCACACCUCCUCCUCCAUGCUUCACGGUGGGAACCACACAGGUGGAGAUCAUCUGUUCACCUACUCUCAAAUUUGGACUCCAGACCAAAGGACAGAUUUCCACCGGUCUAAUGUCCAUUGCUCAUGUUUCUUGGUCCAAGCAAGUCUGUUCUUAUUAUUGGUGUCCUUUAGUAGUGGUUUCUUUGCAGCAAUUCAACCAUGAAGGCCUGAUUCACACAGUCUCCUCUGAACAGUUGAUGUUGAGAUGUGUCUCUUACUCUGUGAAGCAUUUAUUUGGACUGCAAUCUGAGGCUGGUAACUGUACUGAACUUGUCCUUUGCAGCAGAGGUAACUCUGGGUCUUCCUUUCCUGUGGCGGUCCUCAUGAGAGACAGUUUCAUCAUAGCGCUUGAUGGUUUUUGCGACUGACCUUGAAGAAACUUUCAAAGUUAUUAAUUUUCCGUAUUGACUGACCUUCAUGUCUUAAAGUAAUGAUGGACUGUCGUUUCUCUUUGCAUAUUUGAGCUGUUCUUGUCAUAAUAUGGACUUGAUCUUUUACCAAAUAGGGCUAUCUCCUGUAUACUGCCCCUACCUUGUCACAACACAACUGAUUGGCUGAAACGCAUUAAGAAGGAAAUUAAUUCCACAAAUUAACUUUUAACAAGGUACACCUGUUAAUUGAAAUGCAUUCCAGGUGACUACCUCAUCAAGCUGGUUGAGAGAAUGCCAAGAGUGUGCAAAGCUGUCAUCAAGGCCAAUGGUGGCUACUUUGAAGAAUCUCAAAAUAUAUAAAAUAUAUUUUAAUUAGUUUAACACGUUUUUUUGGUUACUACAUGAUUCCAUAUGUGUUAUUUCAUAGUUUUGAUGUCUUCACUAUUAUUCUACAAUGUAGAAACAUUUUACAAAUAAAGAAAAACCCUUUAAAGGGGGUAAUUGUGUCCAAACUUUUGACUGGUACCAUAUCAAUGUGUGUGUAUGGAAGAAUGGCUUCUCGACGGUAGGACUCUGUUUAUUUAAUAAGAGUUCAUCAGCUAUAAUGGAUCUUCUUAGAUAUCUUCCUGUUGCGGGAAUAUUCUUUUGCACGUUUUUUUAAGAAUGGCGCUAGCUAGUUUGUUCGUCUUUUCAAGAACUGUGAACUGCCACAAGUGACGUUACAAAGUAGAGAAUACUGCUGCUUUAGCCGUUUCCAGAUUACGGCAUUCUAUUUGCUUUUCUGGUACGAAGUUCAGUUAUUUUAUUAUUUCGGGUUCUAUUUUCAGAGUUUUAUUAUUUCGGGUUCUAUUUUCAGAGUUCUAUUAUUUCUGGUUCUAUUUUCAGAGUUCUAUUAUUUCUGGUUCUAUUUUCAGAGUUCUAUUAUUUCUGGUUCUAUUUUCAGAGUUCUAUUAUUUCUGGUUCUAUUUUCAGAGUUCUAUGUGAAUUCAAAUGCAUUUUUUUUUUAUUUUUUUUUUUUACAUUUUACAGAACUAGACCACCACUAUCUACUCUCCCCCAGCUGACUGAACAAAGUGCUCACAGGCUGGCAUACCAUUGCUCCCAAUAUUUUCCCUAGACAGUUGUAGUGUUGGAAUGAAGCUCUGUGUAGGUAAACGUAUUGAUUAUAUCAAUACACUGGACUGGAUAGUCAGUGAGGAAUGAUUGAGCGCAAUCACAAUCUGUUACAAAUGUAACAGGGACCCAAUCACCUUUUAUGUUCAUAUGUAUUGUUCUCUUGACUUAAUUUUAAAAAAUAUUUUAUGAUUUUAUAUGUUGUUCGCAGGAACAACAUGGUCCAUAUAAGGAUAUGUUGUUAACAGGAACAACAUGGUCCAUAUAAGGAUAUGUUUUCCAUAUAAGGAUAUGUUUUCCAUAUAAGGAUAUGUUGUCCAUAUAAGGAUAUGUUGUCCAUAUAAGGAUAUGUUGUCCAUAUAAGGAUAUGUUGUCCAUAUAAGGAUAAGUUGUCCAUAUAAGGAUAUGUUGUCCAUAUAAGGAUAUGUUGUCCAUAUAAGGAUAUGUUGUCCAUAUAAGGAUAUGUUGUCCAUAUAAGGACUACUCUGUUUUGAAUAGGAGACACAUUGUUUUGCAAUGACAACAUCUUGUCUUUUUUUUUCAUUGAAUUGAAGGUAAUGGUCUGUGGAGAUAUUCAAGAUGAAAGUGUUUUCUAUUUUUUGCUCCAGAAACCUACUGUAUUCUACUGGGAAUGUCAGUUUGUUAUGGUAAAGAAGUACUGGUUUACUUUUUAUGGUGUGAAUAUUUGUAUCAAAACUUGUAAAGGUAUUAAACUUAAGUUUUAUGGUU